Messenger RNA from Girardinichthys multiradiatus, 4527 nucleotides. Its product is annotated as C-Jun-amino-terminal kinase-interacting protein 4. Bases 465 to 3455 code for a protein of 996 amino acids. NCBI's taxonomy places the organism in Eukaryota, Metazoa, Chordata, Actinopteri, Cyprinodontiformes, Goodeidae. Gene Ontology annotation, molecular function: signaling receptor complex adaptor activity; MAP kinase scaffold activity; kinesin binding. The record is from RefSeq and is a predicted model, not a curated record. Gene Ontology annotation, biological process: vesicle-mediated transport. Gene Ontology annotation, cellular component: cytoplasm. The transcript has 28 exons.
UGAUUGGACAGUCGGAAAACAUGUUUGUGCACGUCAAAAUUGGACAAGAACCCCCUUCUUUAAACUGGUUUCAGUAGUUACUAGUGUCUGAAGAAAGACACAAAAUAGCUUAGUGAUAUUCGGUUGGAAAGUAAAAGUCAGUACAGAAUCGGUUAAGGAUGGGCUCUGAGAACACCUUCAGACAGCAUAUAGACUAAAGAGUGUAGAAGAAGCUUGCUGGCAACACUCUAGGAGGAUGUUGCGCUUGCUAGCCACAACCAAACCUAAGGCGGUAAAGAAUGGGUGGUGCCGGUGGUGGCAGAAAUGUCAGAGAGCUAGCUAGACUAGUUAUAUUAGUUGGUGAGGAAGUCCACUCAAACACCGUUCUCACAGAAUCGUAAGAAUUUACUGGUUGUGUUGAGUUUGGAGGGCACUUUGAUAGUGAAUUAAACAUAAUAAAAAAAUUAAAAAAAACUAAGAAGCUGAUGGACUGCAGCGAGAAAGUCCUGUGUGGGACGGGGGAGGUGGAGCUGGACCCAAACAUUGUGAGUGAGGAGGCAGGAAAACUUUAUGCAGAACUACAAACUGUUAUUGAGACCCAUGGUGAAGGUGUGGUGGAGUCCCUGGUGCCCACAUUCGUGUGGGUCCUGGAGGUGCUGGCUAACUGCAAAGCCCAGCUGAGAGAAAGAGAGGAGGAGGCAGAGAGGGAGAAAACCGAGCUAGAGGAACUGCUGGAGCGAUACCAAGCAGAGAAAGCUCUGAGGAAAGAAAGUCAGGAGAAAUAUCUGGAAUUGGAUGACCAAUUUGAACAAGAGAGGAGAGCCAUGAGGGGAAGGGAAAAGGAGAGGGAGCUGCGGGAGAAGGAUCUGGAGAAAAAAGCAAGACAACAAGCUGAUCAAUUGGUGGCUUUGGAGGAGCAAAAGGCAAAUCUGUCAAGAGAGCUGAGUACACUGAGAAAUGCUCACAACAAGUUGACUAACUCACAUCGAGAACUUCUGGAAAAAAGGAAGGACUCUGAAAGAGAUUCUCCUUUAAGGAAUCACGUGCGGCCCAGGAACGCAGGUUUCCCAUCUCAACAAGUGUUAUCCAGAUCCGGUGGUAAUGAAAAACAGAUUAUUCAGAGACCACACUCGAACUCUGGUCCACCAGUUUUGGAAGCUCUAGAAGCCAAGAAAGACAAAGUGAUUGAUCUUGCUGUAAAACCUGCUACAGAUCAGUUCGUUGCCGACAUCAUAAGCUCCACACCGGAGCUCACACAGUUUCCCAGCUGUGUAAAAGCAAGCACCCCUGAAAAAAAAAGUGAUGAGCCAUUAAAAGGUGAACUGGGCAGCAACCUGGAGGCCAAGAUGAAGAACUUGGAUGAGUUUCAGGUGGAAGAGGUGAAGGCAAAUGAGUUGGAAGAAAAGAACAGGAAGGAGGAGGAGGAAGUGGACGAGGUGGAUGAAGACGAAAGCAUGGAGUGGGACCUCCGCAACACAGACUCCGUAUUCUCCGAGCUGUCAGAACUGAGUCGAGAUUAUUUGGAUAGUGUAGACCGAGGGGCCAGCAUUAGAGGCAGUGCAGAGCAGUUUGAGGAGAUUCUUGCCCAGUUUGAGGAACUGAAAGUCCUCCAUGAGUUAGUUGAACCUGCUCGUAAGGCUCUGAUAUCUCGGGUAGUUGAGCUGACCGACGAUCGCUCUGCCCUCACUCUGGAAGUGACAACUCUUCAGGAAACUGUGGCACGUGUCGAGGGACGGCUGAAGGAGAAGGAGGAGGAAAUCAGGAGACUGCGGAGAGAACUUGAAACGUGUCAGCCUGUGGAUCCUGACGCUGGUCUGCCCGCAUCCAUGCGUCACUUCUCUCGCUCUGAAAUGGCUCGUGUUGUCAUGGAGAAGAACCAGUAUAAGCAGCGCCUGUUUGAGCUGCAGGAGGCCCUGAGACACAGUCAGACACUCAAAGCAACAAAGGUGGACAAGUUUACAGCAGACAAAUCAAGUGUUUGGAAAAAAUUCAACCGCUUGUUUGGCCUGUCCAAAGAGCCGCUGGUACCUCCUCCCACUUCUGCAUUGGUCCUGCCUGCUUCCUCAUCACUUAACCGCUCCCCUAAGGGGUCUCCAAAGCUACCAACAAUUGGGAAAACCCAGGCUGAAUCUGAUGGUCCUGCUGGUGUUUCACCACGUGCCCGGAGGAGAGAGCUCUACAGAGAAAUCCGCUCCCAUGUUUGGGGAACUCUAGGAAAGCGACAUAUACACGGGUGGAGCUUGCCACUGGCAAACACUCAGGAUUAUUCUGGUGAGCCCGUACCAGAGCCUAAAGAUGUGCCUGUCCUGGUUCAACUCAGGCUCUUAGACCAAAGGGACUCCACCGCCAAGCUCAACUGUGCUGUUGCAGUCGCACCUGAGAUCUCAGGAGAAGCCACAUGUUCUGUGUGGGUUGUUUCGGGUCCUGCUUCCUGCAGUGAAAUCACAGUGAUCGACCCAGCACGGUCCAACACAGUACUGGAUCAGUUCAGCCUCCCUCCCACAGCCCCUGCCCUCUGCAUCUGUGCUGUGCCCCCUGUAGAAAGCUCAGCAGGAACUGUGUGGAUUGGAACUCAGGAAGGAAGUAUCCUAAUACAUCAAGCCUCUGCGGGCAGGAGGCACUGUGUGCGGUCAGUAUGUCUCUCAGAGGGUGUCCAUUCACUCACGUACUCCAACAAUCAGGUUAUUGCUGGUUUAGCUGAUGGUACUCUGGCAUUUUUCUCUCAAACCUCAGAUGGAUGGAAUCUGCAGUCGCACUCUGUGAUGCCUCUUGGAGCAAACCCUUUGCAGCCCAUUCGCUGCUGCCUCGCAAAAGGUGCUCGUCUGUGGGUUGGAUACUGGAACAAAGUCCAUAUUGUAGACACUGACAACAAGAAAGUAGAGCAAGUAUUGUCCGUGUCGGAGCGCAGUGAACAACAGGUCCGUUUCCUGUGUGCUGGGGGAAGUGGGGUUUGGACAUCCUGCAGACUUGACCCAAUCAUCAGGCUGUUUGACUGGUCCACAGGGCGGCCACUUCAAGAGGUCGACUUCACAUCUUUCGUCACUAAAACAUUAGGUCAGGCUUACUUGACGCUCUCACCCCUCCAGAUCUCCUCCCUCUCCAUCAUCUCUGGCCGUAUGUGGGUGGGCACGGGUGGGGGUGCCAUUUUCUCCAUCCCCCUGUCAAUAACAUCAGAAGAUAUUUCCAUCCCAUACUGCUCCUCUGCUGCAGUCCAGCUGUCGUACCAUGGACACAGACAAGCAGUGCGAUUCAUCAUUGCUGCACCUGGCUGUUUGAUCACCUCUCCUGGGAGCAGCCAUGUAACUACAGCUCAGCUCAUCCUCAGUGGAGGAGAGGGCUACAUUAACUUUCGAAUAGGAGACGAUGCAAGUGAGGAAUUGAUGGAGGUGUCUCAGGCAACGCCCCAGCGGUCUGAACGCAGUCACAUGAUCAUCUGGCAGAUUCCCUGUCCCUCUGUGCCCAGCCCUGCACUCUGACUGUUCCUCUUGUAAAUCGGCGCUUGUUGGAUGAGGUGAAACAAACAUUUACAGCACCAGAAGGGAAAAUGGUGGACUGCAAUGAACAAAAAAAUCUAUAUAUAUUGCCUUCAUCUGAUAUUUUUAAACCCAAGCCUUAUUUUUUUUAAAAAUCUUUUGAUGGACUUUUGCACAAACAAUUCAGGUUCACUGUCAGGUUUACUGACAUUGAGAUCUCCAGUAGAUCUUUCUGUUUCUUCCUCAGAGAACAAUCCUCCAUUGUUGGAUCAUAAAGCUGAACUUUAAUGGUAUACUGGAAACUGUGGAAACUGGUCUAUUUCUUCUUUAAGCAGAAAGACAAUCACUUAAUAAUCUUUGGAUGCUGUAUUAAAACUGGGGUGUGUGUGUGUGUGUGUGUGUGUGUGUGUGUGUGUGUGUGUGUGUGUGUGUGUGUGUGUGUGUGUGUGUGUGUGUGUGUGUGUGUGUGUGUGUGUGUGUGUGUGUGUGUGUGUGUGUGUGUGUGUGUGUGUGUGUGUGUGUGUGUGUGUGUGUGUGUGUGUGUGUUCCAAGUGGAGUAAUUGCAACAACUUGCACAUUUUAAAUGUGUCUGUGUAAAAUGUCCUCUUGAGUCUCUUUAAGAAAUAAUUUAUUUUCUCACUUGUUUGCCUAAUGAAUCAAAGUGUUUCUUGUCUAAAUUUGAUUUCUGAGUAUUUGUAAAAUAAGGGAGAGAUGUUCUUUAACAUUUCCUCAACAGUAUUCAUGUGGCAUUUGAGUAAACAUGCUGUUGUCACAGAAGCCUCGUCAUUUUCUUGGGAAGAUUAAACCCAUUGCAAACUAUUGUCAUUAAAAUGCUCUCUGUAAAUGCAGUUUUGGUCAUGUUGAAUACUUAUCCUGUGGUAUUGUGUAAAAGUAAAUAUGUUUAAAAAGCUAAAUCAGGUAAAGUAAAACUCAUAGAUGCAAACAAUGACAUUUCAAGCCUUUAUUUCUGAUUAUGACUCACAGCUCAUGUAAACUGCAAUAUUACAUAAGAUCAAUAAAAAAUGUUGUUUUUUUAAAUCUAAAUAAAAUAAAAAUGUUAUGGCCUGCAAAAUGA